AUGCCCAGAAAAAAACAGCAGAAUCCACAACCGGUCAAAUUGGAUUCUGAUGAUGCUUUAGCCUUAGAAGUUCCUGGAAAUCUUCGCUUGGAUACAGACAUCCUCCUGGGACCUGAACUUGACUUUGAGGAUUCUGAUCAUGACAAAAUUUUAGAUCUGGCAAAGUUUGCAGACGUAGCGGCUGAGAUCGGCUUUUCUGUGUAUCCUUUGGGUGACCAAGAGAACUCUGUCUACAGUCAACUUACAAUGGAUAGCGACGCAGACCACUCACACAGCAUGAGGGGAGACCAGAGCAGAGGCGUCCAGACUGAUCACUCAUUUCCUCCUUAUCUGUGCUGUCGCGGCUGUGGUCAGCUCUGGGACGACCCUUUGGAACCUGGGACAGACCACAUUGGGUCUUUCUGCCUUCGAUGCUGCAAAGCUAAAACAACAGACUUCUGUUUACCAUUUGGAGGUGGGAGUCUCAUCCAUUCCCAAGCCGAAGGAGAGGAUGAAGUUGACGGGCUGGCUGACAAAGCACAAAUGUGUGAGGAUAAAUCCUCCAAUCUGCACUCCUGUCACCUCUGUGGUUUCUCAUCUCGCUACGCGAACCAUGUCAAGCGCCACAUGAAGACGCACAACGGUGAGAAGCCUUAUAACUGCCCACUGUGUACGUAUGCCUCUGCGCAGCUGGUCAACCUACAAAGGCAUCUGCGCAUCCACACAGGAGAGAAGCCCUAUAAAUGUGACAGCUGCAGCUUUGCCUGUAGUUCCCUUGGCAACCUGAAGCGCCACCAGCGCAUGCACAUGGUGUCCGGGCUGGGACAGAACAUGCUGUCGCACCCUCCUAUGCCCCGCGGUCAAAUGGAGGAGAGGAGAAAUGCAACAGGACAGGGGGUGAAUGAAGAGCUGUCUUCAGCCAAAGUUUCACAGGUGACAAGGGUGACAUCUGGUGUGACUUCUGCAGUAGACAAUGACUAUAUGUCUGCUUUUGAAGGCCUGAAGGGAGCAUCACCACCUCCUACAGCCAUAAAUUCUGCCCCAGGGCCCCAUGCAGCUGUUCUGCAGGAUAAUUGCUCAGAGAGCAGAGUUACAGACACAGGGAGGAGUCUGCCCUCCACCCUCUUCCCCUUCACCUGCCGACUCUGUGGUGUGAUUUUGGAGGAUGAGGAUGGCUCUUCUGCUCAGAUAUGCCCCAAAUGCACCCUGGAUAUGCUGACAAAAGACUCUGGGUCUCCCAACAGUCCAGGAGAGCGCAGUGACAAAGUGUACACAUGCUCAGCUUGUCCUUUUCUCACUCACUACCCCAACCAUUUGGCGCGCCACAUGAAGACUCACAGUGGAGAGAAGCCCUACAAGUGUCCUCAGUGCGACUACGCCUCAGCGCACUUCGACAACUUAAAACGACACCACCGCGUGCACACGGGUGAGAAGCCAUUCAAGUGCCAUUUGUGCAACUACGCCUGCGGGAACCUGGCGAACCUGAAGCGGCACCAGCGAGUCCACUCAGGCGCCAAGCCUUUCCAGUGCACUGUGUGCAACUACACCUGUAACCAGAGCAUGAACCUAAAGAGACACAUGCUGCGGCACACUGGGGAGAAGCCCUACAAGUGUGAAGAGUGCGGCUACACCACAGGCCACUGGGACAACUACAAACGCCACCAGAAGAAGCACGGCCUGGCCACUGAAGGCUGGGUCAAAGGCCCCACCAGUGAUCAUGAGGCCAGGGAGGGGACACAGGACGAUGUGGGAGCUCACAGGAAGAAUCUCGCGGCCAAUACGCAGUAUGUGUCCAGGGAGGGCCAGACUCUACACUCCUGCUACAAAAUGGAGAUUGCAUAA
Knipowitschia caucasica is the source of this 1821-nucleotide messenger RNA. The record is from the annotation of a GenBank genome assembly. Lineage: Eukaryota; Metazoa; Chordata; Actinopteri; Gobiiformes; Gobiidae.